AUGUCGUGCACAAAUGAAGCGCUUAAUAAUACAGCCCACCUCAAUCGUCUCAAAGCAAGCCUGGAAAAAGCUAGUAACAAUCAGCAAGAUGCGCAGGGGAAGUGGUUCGGCAAAGAGACGCUCCUGUUUUGUUCUGCACCUGAUACGGGUGAGUCCAGCUCAAGGGACACCCAUUAUCCAUUCAAUUGCGACGGCAUAUCGAAGAUAUUCAGGAUCGGCGCAGCACAAGUCACGGGCAAGCCGUAUCCAUGGACCGGCAACCAGGUCGAGUAUAUUCUCCCUGGCGAAAAUGUGGGCAUGAAGCCUUCCGACAUGUUCCGGCCGAAUGAGGACAAGGUGCUGCGGACUGGCUCUUCUGUCGCCACAGCGCUUGCCGCGGGGCUUGCGGCCAUGAUUAUCCACUGCGUGAGGCUCGGUGCAGUGUACAACUUCCACAAGAACAAUCGCAUUGGCGUGAGUGAGCGAUCUAUUCGAGCAAUUAAAACGUUUAAGGGUAUGAAGGCCGCGUUUCAGACCAUCAGCAAGAGUGAUUGGGCAAAAGGCGAUAAAAGCCUUGAGGUGGAAACCUUCUUUAAAGACGAUGGAGACGAGCUGAGUAAGGACGCACCAAAGAGCGAGAAGGAUAAUGAACAGUGGAAAGAAGAAAAAUGGGAGAAUGUCGCGAAGAUUGCGCGGAGCUUGUUGCAUGAUAACGUGGAGAAGGAGUAUGCCAAGUGUUAG
Molecule: messenger RNA, 720 nt
Organism: Didymosphaeria variabile
Lineage: Eukaryota; Fungi; Ascomycota; Dothideomycetes; Pleosporales; Didymosphaeriaceae
Exons: 2
Coding region: 1-720 (239 amino acids)
Biological process (GO): proteolysis
Molecular function (GO): serine-type endopeptidase activity
Source: RefSeq, a predicted model, not a curated record